AUGGCCAGAGGGCUUCACCUCUCCUUCUCCGCUAGGAGACGUUCUUCAUACCAUGACGACGAGGAAAUUGGUGAAAGAGGAGACUGGAGAAAUCAGUGGCAGUCACAGGGAGAGCUCCGGGAGCCACUUGGAAGCGUAGUGAGCGCCGAUGGAGCUGAUGAGGUCGGGGCGGACGCCUUUGGACUUGAUGCCGGGGAUAGUCUGGUGAUUGAACGAUGA
This is a messenger RNA of Linum tenue, 219 nucleotides long. NCBI's taxonomy places the organism in Eukaryota, Viridiplantae, Streptophyta, Magnoliopsida, Malpighiales, Linaceae. The record is from the annotation of a GenBank genome assembly.